Molecule: messenger RNA, 858 nt
Organism: Mesoplodon densirostris (Blainville's beaked whale)
Lineage: Eukaryota; Metazoa; Chordata; Mammalia; Artiodactyla; Ziphiidae
Gene: RAB36
Product: RAB36, member RAS oncogene family
Exons: 11
Coding region: 55-858 (267 amino acids)
Molecular function (GO): GTPase activity; GTP binding
Source: RefSeq, a predicted model, not a curated record
CCCACUCUACUUCCUCUGCCAGGGCUGUGUGCACAGCCUGGACUCCCAGGAAGGAUGAGGUCCUCUGUGAUGCCUUUGGGGCCCACGGUGAGCCGGGACCGCGUCAUCACCAGCUUCCCUAAGUGGUACACGCCCGCUGCCUGCCUGCAGCUCCGGGAGCACUUUCACGGGCAGGUCAGUGCUGCCUGCCAGCACAGGAAUACGGGGACCAUCGGGCUCAAACUCUCCAAGGUGGUUGUGGUCGGCGACCUCUAUGUGGGCAAGACCAGCCUCAUCCACAGGUUCUGCAAGAAUGUUUUCGACCGUGACUACAAGGCCACCAUCGGGGUGGACUUUGAGAUGGAGCGCUUUGAGGUCGCCGGGAUCCCCUUCAGCCUCCAGAUCUGGGACACAGCAGGACAGGAGAAGUUCAAGUGCAUCGCGUCUGCCUACUACCGGGGUGCCCAGGUGAUCAUCACGGCCUUUGACCUCACUGACAUGCAGACCCUGGAGCACACCAGGCAAUGGCUGGAGGACGCGCUGAGGGAGAAUGAACCAGGCACCUGCUUCCUGUUCCUCGUGGGGACCAAGAAGGACCUUCUGUCAGGGGCCGCGUGCGAGCAGGCGGAGGCGGAGGCCGUGCGCCUGGCCAACGAGAUGCAGGCCGAGUACUGGUCCGUGUCGGCCAAGACCGGGGAGAACGUGAAGGCGUUUUUCAGCCGCGUGGCCGCCCUGGCCUUCGAGCACUCAGUGCUGCAGGACCUGGAGCGGAGGAGCAGUGCUCAGCCGCAGGUCGGCGACGGGGACAUCAUCCGGAUGGAGGGACAUCCACCCGAGACCCAGGACAGCAAGAGGCCCUUCAGCCCAGGUUGCUGUUAG